UCAAGUUUGUUCAUGUUUGAAAAUAACGUUUCUUAACGAAUUGGAGUUCGAAUUUUCGAAAAUUCUUAAGUGUUUUGGUGUGUUUGAAGUUGUAAAUUCAUUAAAGGAACCCAGUGUAUUUUACUGCAAUGUCUCAGCAACAAACGAAGAAUAGUAUUACACUAAAAGGAUCUGCCCAAAUUAUUUGCGAGUAUCUAAGGUUUGCCAUCAAUUCGGUUUUGUUCCAAAGAGGCCUGUACCCGCCGGAGUCAUUUAAAGCAGAACAAGAGUAUGGCUUAACAUUACUUAUAUCUGAGGAUCCACUUAUCAAAGGCUUUAUUUCGGACAUCUUAAGAAAGAGUGAAGAAUGGAUUCUCCAAAAGGAGGUCAAAAAGCUUUCACUUGUUAUAAUCAAUGUUUCAAAUAAAGAGGUCCUGGAAUGUUGGGAUUUCAAUGUUCAGUAUGAAGAAGGGGAUCUUGUGUUAUCAAAGGAGAAAAAUGAGAAAGUAAGCAGCAAGGAUUUGAAGAAAAUACAGCUUGAAAUAAGAGAUGUUAUGUUACAAGUGGCAGCAACAAUUUCUUACUUACCAUUGUUAGACUGUAGGUGUUCUUUUGAUAUUUAUAUUCAUGCUAACUCGGAGUGUAAUAUACCUGAAAAAUGGAUGGAAGCUGCGCCUAUAACUAUAUCCAAUGCUCAGAAUGUUCAACUCAAGUCAUUCUCGACCAACCUUCACAAGAUGGAUACAGUUGUCACUUAUAAAUUAAUGGAUUAAAUAGAAGUUUAAGGAAUUAAUUUUAAAAAAUAACUCAAAAGGUUGAAUAGUACAGUUCGAAUUAUGUCUUAGUCGAAACUAGCUUCUCUCCGUGACUUUGUCUGUGUGAAUUGAAAUAAAAAUCUACUAUUAAUUAUAGCUUGUUGCUCAGUGAUAUUAUAGGUUUUAAUGGCAGAAUAAUUAUUGAAAUUUGUUCAAUAGUUUUCUAGUUUAUUUGUUACAUACAAAAAUUGAAUUCUUUCCACUUUUACAACAUUAGCAUAGAAAUGUUUGAAAGUAAAGUAAAUUUACUUCAGAUAAUUCCUUAUUUUAUGAUUGUUUUGCAGUUGUUAUGUUAUAUUUCCCACAUAAUCAGUUUUUGAAGUAUUUGUAAGCAACAAUUUUUUAUACACCACUUUAAGAGCGGGCGCACACGUUUGACUAAACUAUCGCAAAACAGUUUGCGAUUGUCGAUUGUGUCGGUGCCAAUUCAACUAUAUAGUUGCACAACUAAAAAUCUAGUAGUGAUCGCACCUCUGUAUAAGCAUUGGAAUCAAUGCGCGACUAAACAGUUGUGCGAUAGUUUAGUCAAAGGUGUGCGUGUGCUCUAACAGUGAUAUGUAAGUGUAGAUACCAAACUCAACCAAUCUUUUGAGUGAACAUUGCUGCUAUAAACUAAACAUUUACAGCUUUAGUAAUAAAUUGAGUAUAAGCAAAAUUUUUACUAAUGUUUGCUUAUACUUGGUUUAUUCCUAAGUUUAAUUUGUACCGCGUUUAUUUAUAAGGCUGGUAGUGAUUGUUUCAAGGAUAUAUUGUAAUUGACAAGGCUUUUUUUAUUAUUUUAGUACCAAAGAUAGAUUGUCAGUUAACAUUCAGAAAAAUCAUGACAACAAUCUAACUAUUUUUUUAUGAUUUAGUGAUUAUAAAAAUAUUUUGAUGUUUUUGAGUAAAGUAUUU
Molecule: messenger RNA, 1688 nt
Organism: Papilio polytes (common Mormon)
Lineage: Eukaryota; Metazoa; Arthropoda; Insecta; Lepidoptera; Papilionidae
Gene: mad2
Product: mitotic spindle assembly checkpoint protein MAD2A
Exons: 3
Coding region: 129-752 (207 amino acids)
Biological process (GO): mitotic spindle assembly checkpoint signaling
Cellular component (GO): cytoplasm; nucleoplasm; kinetochore
Source: RefSeq, a predicted model, not a curated record